Molecule: messenger RNA, 2830 nt
Organism: Eupeodes corollae
Lineage: Eukaryota; Metazoa; Arthropoda; Insecta; Diptera; Syrphidae
Gene: slmb
Product: F-box/WD repeat-containing protein 11
Exons: 8
Coding region: 781-2310 (509 amino acids)
Molecular function (GO): protein dimerization activity
Source: RefSeq, a predicted model, not a curated record
CCUCUGUCCUCCGUCUGUUCUGUCUUCUGUGUAAAUUCUUCGCACCGUCGAAUGGAACAUACAUACAUUUUUUUCGCAACGAAAAAAUAAUUCUUUUUAUAUAUUUUCAGUCUUUAAUUUUGUUAGUGAUAUUUAAUUUUAUACUCUUAAAUGCAUUACAAUGCAAGUUUUUAAGUUGAAAUGGAAAAUAGAAGCAUACAAUAGCUCGGUGCAGUGUUCAAAAAUAAUAUUUUUGUGAAUGUACCUAUUUGAUGAAUUAUUGUGACAGAAAAGAAAAUAGAAAGUAGAAAAGUCCUGCUGCUUACUUGCUCCGAAUGGUAUAAAAUAUAUGUAAAGUUCAAAUAGCAGAACUGCAACAACAUUAAAUUUUCUUUUUUUUUAUUGAAAUAAUUGUAAAAUUUUUGAAGGCGUUGGAUUUUAAUUUUUCUUUUUCAUUUUUAUUCCUGGAAAUGCAAAGAAAAAAGGUGUCAUUGGUGAUGUGAGUGAGAGUGAGAGCAAGAAGCAAGAGGGAGACAAAAGACACAAGAAAUCAUUGAAUUUUGGAAGAGUACAUACGUACAUUCUUGAAGUGUCAUCGUCGUGAAAUCGGAGUGGUUGUGUUUGCGUGCGUGUGUACUUUUUGGUGGUGAGUGAGUGUGAAGAAAGUUCAAAGUAGUAGAUUGGUCGCACGACAAGGAAGACACUAUAACAAUCGUGUGUGCGGUUUAUGCAGUUGAAGCGAGGUAAUAAAUAAUAAGAAAAAGAGUAAAUCUUUUACCUGUGCUUAAAGAGGGAGAAAAAAUGAUGAAAAUGGAGACUGAUAAAAUAAUGGAUGAAACUAAUUCAAAUUCACAGCCCUUCACAGCAACAAUGCUAUAUGAUCCUGUUCGUAAGAAAGAAUCAUCACCAUCAUUUCAAACCGAACGAGAUACCUGCUUAACAUACUUCUCACAAUGGAACGAAGCAGAUCAAGUUGAUUUUGUUGAGCAAUUAUUAUCUCGGAUGUGUCACUAUCAACAUGGCCACAUUAAUGCGUAUUUGAAGCCGAUGCUGCAGAGGGAUUUUAUAUCUCUUUUGCCCAAAAAGGGAUUGGAUCACAUAGCUGAAAACAUACUAUCGUAUCUCGAUGCGGAUUCGCUUAAAGCAGCCGAAUUGGUUUGUAAAGAAUGGCUACGCGUUCUAUCGGAGGGUAUGCUGUGGAAAAAAUUAAUUGAACGUAAAGUUCGAACGGAUUCGCUGUGGCGUGGUUUAGCCGAACGACGUGGCUGGAUACAAUAUCUAUUUAAACCGCGCCCAGGAUCAACACAUCGGCCACAUUCUUUCUAUCGUGAACUUUUUCCGAAAAUCAUGAAUGAUAUUGAAAGCAUAGAAAACAACUGGAGAACCGGACGUCACAUGCUACGCCGAAUAAACUGUCGAUCGGAAAAUUCGAAAGGUGUUUAUUGUUUACAGUAUGAUGAUGUUAAAAUUGUCUCCGGUCUUAGGGAUAAUACGAUUAAAAUUUGGGACAGAACGGAUCUGCAGUGUGUUAAGACUCUUACUGGUCAUACAGGAUCUGUUCUGUGUUUGCAGUACGAUGACAAAGUUAUAAUUAGCGGUUCAAGUGAUUCCACAGUUCGCGUCUGGGACGUAAAUACUGGUGAAAUGGUCAACACCUUGAUUCAUCACUGCGAAGCAGUUUUACAUUUACGUUUCAAUAAUGGUAUGAUGGUUACCUGCUCGAAGGAUCGUUCGAUUGCAGUUUGGGAUAUGACAUCGCCAAGUGAAAUAACAUUGAGACGUGUUCUUGUUGGUCAUCGAGCAGCUGUUAAUGUUGUUGAUUUUGAUGAAAAAUAUAUUGUUUCGGCAAGUGGCGAUCGAACUAUAAAAGUUUGGUCAACAUCAAGCUGUGAAUUUGUACGUACACUAAAUGGUCAUAAACGUGGUAUUGCUUGCCUUCAGUACCGUGAUCGUUUGGUUGUCAGUGGUAGCUCGGAUAAUUCUAUAAGAUUAUGGGACAUUGAAUGCGGAGCUUGCCUGCGCGUCCUUGAAGGACACGAAGAACUAGUACGUUGCAUACGAUUCGAUUCGAAAAGAAUCGUUAGUGGUGCUUACGAUGGUAAAAUCAAAGUGUGGGAUCUUGUUGCCGCGCUAGAUCCACGUGCUCAAGCGAAUGCACUUUGCCUUAACACAUUGGUGCACACUGGUCGGGUAUUCCGUUUACAAUUCGAUGAAUUCCAAAUUGUAAGCAGCUCUCACGAUGACACAAUAUUGAUUUGGGAUUUCCUCAAUUUUACGCCCAAUGAAACCGCAACAUGCCGGACUCCAUCACCCGCUCUAAUGGAACACUAAUAACGAACAAAAAAUGUAAUACAUAAAACAUAGAUGUCUACCAACAAUUUAAAAUAUACGCAAAAAGAGAUCAACGAGACGCGCAAUACACGAAAAGAAUUUCAAAAACAAAACAAAUACAAAAACAAACAAAAAAAUCAAUUAAUCGUAAAAAAUAAACAAAAUUAAACAAAACAAAAAUCUCUUACAGGCUUAGACCACACUAGAAUUUUCAGCUUAGUUCUUUCCGCGUAGUUUGUAACAAACGGAAAUUAUUAAUGUAGAUCUCAAGAAAUUACCUAAUUCUGAUGGAGACCUAGAAAAAUGUAUUUAUUUAUAGAGGCCUUGGUGGAUCUCUGCUAAGACCUCAGUAAUAUAAAAAAAAAGAAUUAUUAUUCAAGCGUUUCCAAUUGUAGAAAAAGAAAUUGUAGAUUAUUUAUUACAUUUUGACAUGCGGAAAAUACAGUUUUUUGUUUUCGUAUAUAAAUAUUUUAGGUAUAAAGAGAAGAAAUGAAAUAAUAAAAUUCCAUUCGAACAAAAA